Molecule: messenger RNA, 1274 nt
Organism: Platichthys flesus (European flounder)
Lineage: Eukaryota; Metazoa; Chordata; Actinopteri; Pleuronectiformes; Pleuronectidae
Product: heat shock protein beta-7-like
Exons: 3
Coding region: 145-744 (199 amino acids)
Source: RefSeq, a predicted model, not a curated record
AACUGCGAGGUGGAAAGCUUCAGGUUACCCGCUUUUCUGAAACUAUUUAUUCGAGAGGGGCACAAGAGAGUUCUUAUGUGAACACAGGUCUUGUUCUGUAAGGCUGUGUAUGCAAGUGUGACAGGAAACUACAUAUCCUCUGCUAUGGCCUCUGUGACAUCCUCCAGCCGCAGAUCCUCCUCAUCCUACCGCUCGUCGUCACGCUACAGCAGCUCCAGCUCCUACCGGUCCGAGGGCUCGCUGGGCGGAUCCUCGGACUGUCUGGAGCCGCUCUUUGAGCCCUUCCUUGACUCCCCUGAUCAUUCCAGUCUGUUUGGAGAAGAGGGCCCCGGGGGACCCAGCUGCUUGGCCCCCUUCAGCCGGCAGAACAGAUCCUCCUUUGGACACGCUGCUCCUGUGUGUGGCGCUGUGACAGGUCGUCAGAGCGGCGCCGGCGGGGGGGUACGUUGUCUUGGAGACAGUUACUACAUGUCCGCUGACGUCAGCCAGUUUGAGUCACAUGACAUCGUGCUCAUGGCCUACAGACAUCAAGUCGUCAUUCACGCCGAGAAGGUAUUGGAUGAUGGCAGCAUCAGCGACACAUUCACCCAUAAGUCCUUGUUCCCGGAGGAUAUGGACCCCCUGUCGGUCAGUGGAACCCUAGACCCCGAUGGCACCCUGGUGGUGUGCGUCCGCCGGUCCUCAGCGCUCAGCGGGCCGGAGCCCCAGGGUGUCCCCACCUACCGCUGUGAAGCUAAUCUCUGAUGAUUGGUCUCAUAGUACUCUCAUGGUUUCUUUUUACAUUAUUACUUUAUUAUAAGGUUGUCAGUGAGGUACACUCAUUGAUAUUAUCUCAUCACAUUAAAUGUUAAUAUGGAUGGAUUAUAAUUUAUAUCCAUGGUGGUGACCCCCCCUGGACUUUUUGCUGGCACCAGUUUGUCGUUUUCCCUUCAUCUUUUGUAAAUCUACCUGGCAGAUUGUUAAGGCUUUUAUUUCAUGGUGUUAUGGUUGAUAAAGGAAAUAAAAGGACGUUUAUUUAAAAAAAAAUAAUAAUAAUCUGUGAGUUUAGUGGAGGGUUUACGUUUUUUCAUGUAAAAAUGUAUCUACUUUACAAUCCCAUUUUUUGCUACCACCACUAGUGGGUGCCAAAGUCGGAAAAUGUACAAUUCAUUCACACAGUACCUUUAAUUCCUUAAUGUGACUUAUCACAGAGUACAGGACCCUCUGAAAGUAGGACACUCAGUUUAGCUCACCGGUUCACACUCUUUCUAUCUUUGUAGUUGACUUAUACAAUU